CUCUCCGUGUCUCUGUCUCUACAGAUUCUUCUUCACAAAGUGAAGAAUAAGAAAAGGAAAAAAUCACUAGCAGCCCACAACGUAGAACCUGUCUGGUUUAGACUGUUUAGUCUCUCUCUUUCGAUUUGGUGUAGGAUUGAGUGUACAUCGUUCUUUACAUUUGAUUUUGGUACUGUUGUCCGAAAAUCUUUGCAAAUGCUCUUACAAUUGGCCACACAAUCCAAAUGCUCUCAAACUUUCCCUUCUUACACUCGUUUUUGAAGGAAAAAAAGGUUCUUGUGAUUCAUAUGCAUCUUUCUGGGUAAUUAUUACUGAAAUGUCUUCAAGAUCAUUCAGAGCCGCAGACCCAAAGCCGGCCAAGGCUUCAGUUCCUCCAUCAGUGACUUUUGCUCGGAGGACCUCCUCAGGCCGGUAUGUGAAUUAUUCCUAUAGUGAUUUUGAUAGCGAAAUCGGCAGUGCUGAAUUUGCUAACUACACGGUUCAAAUUCCGGCAACACCUGAUAACCAGCCCAUGGAUCCUUCCAUUUCCCAGAGGGUUGAAGAGCAAUAUGUAUCGAACUCUUUGUUUACUGGCGGGUUUAACAGUGUGACUCGUGCCCAUUUGAUGGAUAAGGUGAUUGAGUCUGAAACUAGCCAUCCCCAGAUGGCUGGUGCAAAAGGGUCAUCUUGCUCGAUACCAGGAUGUGAUGGGAAGGUCAUGAGUGAUGAGAGGGGUGAGGAUAUUCUCCCCUGUGAAUGUGAUUUCAAGAUUUGUAGGGAUUGCUAUGUUGAUGCUGUGAAAACUGGUGAUGGGAUUUGUCCUGGUUGUAAAGAGCCUUAUAAGAAUACAGAUUUGGAUGAGAAGGCGGUGGAGAGUGCACGGCCUUUGCCUUUACCAUCCAACGUUGGGAUGUCAAAGAUGGAGAGGAGGCUGUCUUUGAUGAAGUCCACUAGUAAGUCGGCGUUGGUUAGAAGCCAUUCGCAAUUGAUGAGGAGCCAGACGGGGGAUUUUGAUCAUAACAAAUGGUUGUUUGAAACGAAGGGGACUUAUGGGUAUGGGAAUGCCAUAUGGCCAACGGAUGGAGGACUAGGGGACGAGAGAAAUGAUGGGGAUGGUGAGCCUAGGGAACUUCUCAGUAAGCCAUGGAGGCCACUUACUCGCAAAUUGAAGAUUCCUGCAGCUGUUAUCAGCCCAUAUCGGCUUCUAAUUUUUGUUCGAGUAAUUGUUCUCGGGCUAUUUCUUCAAUGGAGGAUCAGUAACCCGAAUAAUGAUGCAAGAUGGCUUUGGUUAAUGUCUGUUAUCUGCGAGAUUUGGUUUGCCUUCUCUUGGUUACUUGACCAGCUUCCCAAAUUCUGCCCUGUUAAUCGUGCUACUGACCUUGAUGUUUUGAAAGAAAAGUUUGAGACACCUGGCCCCCACAACCCCACUGGAAAAUCAGAUCUCCCAGGCAUAGACAUCUUUGUUUCUACCGCUGAUCCAGAGAAAGAGCCACCCCUUGUUACGGCAAACACCAUUCUGUCAAUUCUGGCUGCUGAUUACCCUGUGGAAAAACUUUCUUGCUAUGUUUCGGAUGAUGGAGGUGCCCUACUAACCUUUGAGGCAAUGGCAGAAGCUGCAAGUUUUGCCAACUUGUGGGUCCCAUUUUGCCGCAAACAUGAUAUUGAGCCAAGGAACCCAGAAUCUUAUUUCAGUUUAAAGAGAGAUCCUUAUAAGAAUAAGGUGCGUCCAGAUUUUGUCAGGGAUCGUAGACGGGCCAAGCGUGAGUAUGAUGAAUUCAAGGUUCGAAUCAAUGGCCUUCCUGAUUCAAUUCGCCGUCGUUCCGAUGCCUACAAUGCUCGAGAGGAAAUCAAGGCUAUGAAACUUCAAAGGGAGAAAGCAGGGGAUGAAUUAUUGGAACCUAUCAAGAUUUCUAAAGCCACGUGGAUGGCUGAUGGAACUCAUUGGCCUGGCACUUGGAUAGUUUCAUCUCCUGAGCACUCUAGGGGUGAUCAUGCAGGAAUCAUACAAGUGAUGUUGAAACCUCCAAGUGAUGAAUCACUGCAUGGCACAGAUGCUGACACAAAUGCUAUUAAUCUAACAGAAGUCGACAUACGACUUCCUAUGCUGGUCUAUGUAUCUCGUGAAAAGCGCCCUGGCUAUGAUCACAAUAAAAAGGCUGGGGCCAUGAAUGCUUUGGUUCGAGCCUCAGCCAUCAUGUCCAAUGGCCCCUUCAUUCUUAACCUUGACUGUGACCACUACAUUUACUACUCGCAGGCAAUAAGGGAAGGCAUGUGUUUUAUGAUGGAUCGCGGUGGGGACCGCAUUUGUUAUGUCCAGUUUCCUCAGAGGUUUGAGGGGAUUGAUCCGUCCGAUCGCUAUGCGAAUAACAACACAGUGUUCUUUGAUGUCAACAUGCGUGCCCUUGAUGGGCUUCAGGGUCCAGUCUAUGUUGGUACUGGAUGCCUUUUCCGGAGAAUGGCCAUUUAUGGUUUUGACCCACCACGAAUAAAAGAAUACCACCCUGGUUGCUGCAGCUGUUGCUUUCCUCGUCUCAAAAGUAGUGCAACUGUUGCUUCUGCCCCUGAGGAGAACAGAGCACUUAGAAUGGGAGAUUAUGAUGAUGAGGAAAUGAACCUUUCUCUGUUUCCUAAGAAGUUUGGAAAUUCAAGUUUCCUUAUUGAUUCUAUCCCAGUUGCUGAGUUUCAAGGCCGACCUAUUGCUGAUCACCCCUCCGUAAAGAAUGGACGACCUCCUGGUGCUCUGACUAUUCCACGGGAGCUUCUUGAUGCAUCUACUGUUGCUGAAGCAAUCAGUGUCAUCUCAUGUUGGUAUGAAGAUAAAACUGAAUGGGGCAAUCGAGUUGGAUGGAUUUAUGGUUCAGUAACUGAAGAUGUGGUGACAGGAUAUAGGAUGCACAAUCGGGGAUGGAGAUCUAUUUAUUGUGUGACCAAGAGAGAUGCUUUUCGUGGGACUGCACCAAUCAAUCUGACUGAUAGGCUCCACCAGGUCCUUCGGUGGGCCACAGGUUCUGUUGAGAUAUUCUUUUCUCGCAACAAUGCUAUUCUUGCCGGUCCUAAGAUGAAAAUUUUGCAGAGAAUUGCCUACCUCAAUGUUGGUAUUUACCCCUUCACUUCAUUUUUCCUCAUUGUCUACUGCUUCCUCCCAGCGCUCUCCCUCUUCUCUGGUCAGUUUAUUGUCCAGACUCUCAAUGUCACAUUCCUUACAUACCUACUGGCCAUCACCUUAACUCUUUGCGCACUUGCUGUGCUUGAGAUCAAAUGGUCUGGUAUCUCACUGGAAGAGUGGUGGCGAAAUGAACAAUUCUGGUUGAUAGGAGGCACAAGUGCCCAUCUUGCUGCUGUGCUUCAGGGCCUACUUAAGGUGAUUGCUGGGAUUGAAAUCUCAUUUACCCUGACAUCAAAAUCUGCUGGUGAUGAAAAUGAUGAUGAAUUUGCUGAUCUCUAUAUCAUCAAAUGGACAUCCCUGAUGAUACCACCAAUUACAAUCAUGUUAGUUAACUUGAUUGCCAUAGCAGUUGGUGUUAGCCGUACAAUAUACAGCGCUAUACCACAGUGGAGCCGCUUGUUAGGAGGGGUGUUCUUCAGCUUCUGGGUCCUUACUCAUCUCUACCCCUUUGCAAAAGGGCUUAUGGGAAGGAGAGGAAGGACACCAACAAUUGUGUUUGUUUGGUCAGGACUUAUUGCAAUUACUAUUUCCCUCCUCUGGGUCGCAAUUAAUCCCCCGGCUGGUAGUAGUGAAAUUGGAGGUUCUUUCCAGUUCCCCUGAUCUUUCGUGCUCUAGUUGCUGGUACUCACAUUCUUCGUCAUCCACAUUGUUUUUUCGACAGCAAUUUGUAAGAAAGUAGAGGAGGGCAUUCGAGAUGGAUUCAUUGUCACUAUGUGCUUGAGCUUUGGACUCUAGAUGUUUAUUGCAAAUUGUGUUACAUUCUUUGUAAUUAAGACAACUGGGAAGUUAUUAAAGCUGAUUUUUUUUCUUCUUAUUUUUGGUGCCGGUAUUAGUUUUUGUAGCUCGUCAUUUUCUGUCAUCUGUUGGAAAUAUUGACAUUGCAGCAAGUCCUAUCAGUUGCAUUUACAGUGAAACAAGACUAUUC
Messenger RNA from Ilex paraguariensis (yerba mate), 4070 nucleotides. Lineage: Eukaryota; Viridiplantae; Streptophyta; Magnoliopsida; Aquifoliales; Aquifoliaceae. The record is from the annotation of a GenBank genome assembly.